AUGGGUUCACUGCCUGCACCAUGGAUCGCCUCUCUGAAACCACCAUCGACGCCGAAGAAAGAGGUAAGCACAAGGUUCGAUCGACUUCGGGUGGUGAUAUUUCCGGUACCCGUUCGCAGCCCCUUGCCUCUGGCAAAGAUGUCUUUCCCCAUGGUGGCCUCCUCUAAACCGAAGCCACUAGCUCCAUCGCCGAGAUGCUCACCCUGUCCUGAUUUGGGGAGGUCCAGUGUGCUCAUAGAGAGACCGCCGGAUCCGCCCGUCCCCCCGGAUCCGCCGGAUCUUCUUCCUCUGGUGAUACAGUUCACCAGCCCUCGCCCAACCGGAUCUAGUCUCCCCCGCAAGCGGUUCUUCCCUCUGCUCCGCCUUACCCCCUUUGGCCAUCUCGGGAAAGUUUGA
Molecule: messenger RNA, 396 nt
Organism: Arabis nemorensis
Lineage: Eukaryota; Viridiplantae; Streptophyta; Magnoliopsida; Brassicales; Brassicaceae
Source: the annotation of a GenBank genome assembly